AUUGUUCUUUAGUUCACCACUUUUAUUUUUCGUGGUAAAAUUUAUAAAAUAUUAAUUUAUUUUCUGAGUUAUGAAUAAGAUAGAUCUAUUUACAACAUGGCUUUAAAGAAGGUUAAAGGAAACAUAGAGAGGAUGUUUGAUAAAAAUCUAACAGAUCUCGUUCGUGGUAUCCGAAACAACAAAGAUAAUGAGGCUAAGUAUAUAGCCCAGUGUAUGGAAGAAAUUAAAGUGGAACUGCGACAGGAUAAUAUAGCAGUGAAAGCUAAUGCCGUCGCGAAGUUGACAUAUCUACAAAUGUUAGGAUAUGAUAUAUCAUGGGCUAUAUUUAACGUGAUAGAGGUGAUGAGUUCAAAUAAGUUUACAUAUAAGCGUAUCGGAUACUUAGCUGCCAGUCAAUCUUUCCAUGCUGAUUCGGAAUUGCUUAUGCUUACAACAAAUAUGAUUAGAAAAGAUUUGAAUGCCCAAAAUCAGUAUGAAGCUGGGCUUGCUUUGAGUGGCCUUAGCUGCUUCAUUUCUCAUGACCUAGCCAGAGACUUGGCUAACGACAUCAUGACGUUGAUGAGCUCUACUAAGCCGUAUCUUAGAAUGAAGGCUGUUUUGAUGAUGUAUAAAGUAUUUUUGAGAUAUCCAGAGGCGCUAAGACCAGCUUUUCCUAAAUUGAAAGAAAAAUUAGAAGAUCCCGAUCCAGGUGUUCAAUCUGCCGCUGUGAAUGUAGUUUGUGAGUUAGCUAGAAAAAAUCCUAAAAAUUACCUCUCUUUAGCACCAGUUUUCUUCAAAUUGAUGACAACCUCCACUAACAAUUGGAUGCUUAUUAAAAUUAUUAAACUGUUUGGUGCCUUAACCCCAUUAGAGCCCCGACUCGGGAAGAAACUGAUAGAACCAUUAACUAAUUUAAUACAUAGUACAUCAGCGAUGUCGUUGCUGUACGAGUGUAUAAACACGGUGAUAGCGGUGCUCAUCAGCAUCAGCAGCGGCAUGCCCGGCCACGCCGCCUCCGUGCAGCUCUGCGUCCAGAAACUUAGGAUACUCAUUGAGGAUACUGACCAAAACUUAAAAUACUUGGGAUUGCUAGCGAUGUCUCGUAUUCUGAAAUCCCAUCCGAAGUCUGUGCAAGCGCACAAGGACCUCGUGCUGGCGUGCUUGGACGAUAAGGACGAAUCUAUCAGACUCAGAGCUCUAGGGCUGCUCUAUGGAAUGGUUUCAAAGAAGAACCUAAUGGAGAUAGUUAAGAAGCUAAUGCUGCAUAUGGAGCGGGCGGAGGGCACGUUAUACAGGGAUGAGCUGCUCACGCGCAUCAUCGAGAUCUGCUCGCAGAACAACUACCAGCACGUCGUCGACUUCGAGUGGUACAUCACUGUGCUGACUGAGCUCACGGAGAUGGAGACUAGCGCUAAACACGGUGUAGCUAUAGCGGCGCAGCUGACGGAGGUGGGCGCGCGCGUGGCAGAGACGCGAGAGUUUGCGGCGCGCGAGUGUGCGGCGCUGGUGGCGCGCGCCGCCCACACCACGCCGCGCCCCGCCCACCGCGAGGUGCUGUACGCCGCCGCCUUCGUGCUGUCCGAGUACUGCACCGAGGAGACAGUGAUGCGUGAGAGUCUAUCACCGCUGCUGGCGUGCGCGGCGCUGGCGGGCGGCGCGGUGCGGGCGCGGGCGGUGUGCGCGCACGCCGCACUCAAGCUUGCGGCGCGACUCAUGCGGGCGCACGAACUGCGAGGGGAGAAGGAACAGGCGUUGGCUGUGCUACACGAAGCCCUCGCCGGGUUCAAGUCCCUUCUCUGCAGUGAGGACAUGGAGGUUCAGGAGCGAGCACACAACGCGACCACGUUACUGGCGCUGGUACUUCAGAAGAUUGACCCCACUGACCCGGCGCUCGACUUCCUCCCAGAGCUGGCCAGUGUCGACGAUCAGAACCUCAUAGCGCAUCAGAACAACGGCUUGGAAGGUGAUGAAGAGUCGCUAGAAGUUAAGACGGACUUCAGCGGCGGUCUGAUAGAGGAGCUGUACCUGAUGUUUGACGGCGAGCUCAAGCCGGUCGCACCGAAGGCGCAGAAGAAAGUGCCCAUGCCGGCCGACCUGGAUUUAUCGGUCUGGCUAUCGGAAGACCGAUGGUCGUCGGAGAGCUCGAGCUCGGAGGGCGGGGAGGAGUUCACGCCGCAGGAGGAGCUCAAACACACGCCCACACUCACGCAGGAGGAACUCGAUAUGUUGCGCGAGGCGCGUCGCGUGGAGCAGGCGAACAACCCGCACUACCUGAAGGGCGAGUCGCGAUCCUACCACGAGGACGUGCCCGUCGCCGAGAUCGCGCUAGAGGUGCCGCUGCAGAUACAGACCAAGAGAUCUGACAAGUACUUAAUCUCAAGAGAGUCGUCGAGGAAAGCUAAGAAACAUAAGCGGACGUCGAAGAAGCGAAAGAACAAACACGACAAACAUUCCAGCGAGUCGGAGACCGACGAAGACGCGUGCGCGUCGCGGCCGAGCGUGGCGGUGGGCGGGGAGCUGCCGGAGGGCGCGCGCUCCAGCGACGACGAGCCGCCGCCGCCCGCCCCGCACCAGCACCUCGACCUAGACCUGCAUCUGCCUCUCCGAGACGAUGAGCUGUUGACGUCCAGAAUACAACAGUACCCGUCACCGGAGAUCGCCACGCUAAAGAACAAGAAGGAGACGAAGAAAAAAUCCUCAGAGAAGAAAGAGAAAUCUUCUAGCAAGAAGAAGUCGAAAAGCUCCAAGAGCAAACCCAUAGUAGAUCUUAUGUUACCAGAAGACAAGAGUAAUAUAGAAGAUGGUUUACUUCUCGAAGCGGGUGAUGCUCCCGUCAAGAACGGUACGGAAGAAACUUCGAAGCCAGAAAAAGCCAAGACUGAGAAACACAAAAAGUCAAAGAAGGAGAGCAAGGACAAGGACUCAAAGAAAAAGAAGUCGUCUAAGAAAGAUAAACAUGAAACAAAAUUGGGGUACGAGGAAGCGCUAGGUAUAUCGACACCGAGCAAGGAACUUGUAUAGUGUAUAGCUUAGACCCGAGAUAACGGAUCACUCACCUGCUGUCUCAGUGCAAUUGAUUCUUUGAACAAUUAUAUUUUAUAGUUAGUAUAAACCGACUAUGUUUUCAUUCGUAUUCUAAAGUGAAACAUGUCCAUUUAUAUAUAAAAAAAACAUAAAUUUCUAUCGAUGUAGACUAAUAAAUAUGUAUAAUCGUGUAAAUUUUUAUUAAAACAUGUUAACCCUCUGCAAUGCUCAUAAUAUUGCUUUAUAAGAUUUUAUUAUAAGAAAAAUAUUAAAGUUCAUUUUCUCUGUUUAAAACAAUUUUUCUCAACACCUUUUCCUUUCGGUGAUGUCGGUCCUGCCCUAGAAAUAGAUCAAAAGUAAGUUAUGUUUUUUAUAUUCUCUAUAUUCUAUUGCGUAGAGCUUUUGAUCUGACGACAGAAAAUUACAAGAAUUCUGUACAAUAGAUGAA
Aricia agestis (brown argus) is the source of this 3451-nucleotide messenger RNA. It is a transcript of the gene garnet, whose product is annotated as AP-3 complex subunit delta. Gene Ontology annotation, cellular component: endosome membrane; presynaptic endosome; terminal bouton. The record is from RefSeq and is a predicted model, not a curated record. The coding region runs from base 97 to 3000 and encodes 967 amino acids. Lineage: Eukaryota; Metazoa; Arthropoda; Insecta; Lepidoptera; Lycaenidae. The transcript is spliced from 19 exons. Gene Ontology annotation, biological process: Golgi to vacuole transport; neurotransmitter receptor transport, postsynaptic endosome to lysosome; anterograde synaptic vesicle transport.